AUGAGUGAAUCGUCAUUAUCCAAGAACGUCGUUGUCGAUACGACUUCGCUUCCAGAGUCUACUACUUCCGGCGUGUGGGAUCGCAUUUCGAAAUGGGUGUCGGAGAACAAGGCGCUUGUUUAUACUAUUGCUGGUGUCGCGGUCGUGGUGACUAGCGCUGGUGUGGUUUACUACCUCUCGGACUCGAACUCCCCCGCAAAGACCGCUACAGCUUCCGCGGCAGCUACAGAGAAGAAGAAGACCAAGAACCAAAAACGGAGAGAGAAGAAGAAGGCUGAGGAGAAGGCUAAGUCUGCGUCUGUUCAAGAUGAACAAUCAGCUAAAAAGGCCGAAGAGCCUGCCGAAGAUAUUCCUGAGGUGGACGAGGCGACCGUUGGGCAGUUGUCGGAAGAGACCAGAAAGUCAUACGCCGGCAAGCUGAAGGCCGCCGGUAACAAGGCCUACGGCUCCAAGGACUACAACCGAGCUAUCGAACUCUACGGAAAGGCUAUCAUUUGCAAGCCCGAUCCCGUCUACUACUCCAACCGUGCCGCCUGCUACAAUGUCAUGUCGGAAUGGGAAAAGGUCGUGGAGGACACCACCGCGGCGCUCCAGAUGGACAGCGAGUACGUCAAGGCCCUGAACCGUCGUGCCAUUGCCUACGAGCAUCUCGAGAAGUACAGCGAAGCUCUCCUCGAUUUCACCGCCAGCUGCAUCAUGGACGGAUUCUCCAACGAAAUGAGCCGUAACUCCCUCGAGAGACUGUUGAAGAAGGUUGCGGAGCAUAAGGGUCAGGCCAUCCUCGAGGCCAAGGGCAAGAAGCUCCCCAGCCCCACCUUCGUUUCCAACUAUCUCCAGAGCUUCCGCCCUAAGCCGCUCCCCGAAGGUCUUGAGGACGCCGAAGACCUGCCCGAGGAAUCUGGCAAGGGCCAGCUGCGCAAGGGAUUGAUUGGUGUCAGCAAGAAGACUGGUGACGGCUACGAGGAGGCUGCUGCUGCCUUUGAGAAGGCUCUGGAACUUGGCGACUUGGGUGAAUUCGAGGCUUUGGCGCUUAACAUGAGGGCUACCUUCACUUACCUUGAGGGUAACGCCCAGGGUGCUUUGGCUGAUCUUGACAAGAGUGUUGAGUUGCAGCCGUCCUUGGUGCAGAGCUAUAUCAAGCGUGCCAGCUUGCACCUUGAGCUUGGAAACAAGGAUGCUGCUGCCGAUGACUUCGAGCUCGCCAUCACUCACAACAAGGAUGACCCCGACAUCUACUACCACCGUGCCCAACUCCAUUUUAUCCUCGGAGAGUUCGCGGAAGCUGCCAAGGACUACCAGAAGUCGAUUGACCUCGACCGUACCUUUAUCUACUCCCACAUCCAGCUUGGUGUGACUCAAUACAAGAUGGGCUCUGUUGCAUCCGCCAUGGCUACCUUCCGGAGAUCACUGAAGAACUUUGAGGAUGUCCCCGAUGUCUACAACUACUACGGUGAACUCCUGCUCGACCAGCAGAACUUCUCCGAGGCUAUUGAGAAGUUCGACAAGGCCGUCGACAUGGAGAAGCAGAUCAAGCCCAUGGGUAUCAAUGUUCUGCCUCUGAUCAACAAGGCCCUUGCCUUGUUCCAGUGGAAGCACGAUUUCCAAGAGGCGGAGAACCUCUGCCAGAAGGCUCUUAUCAUCGACCCCGAAUGUGAUAUUGCCGUUGGAACCAUGGCCCAGCUGCUCCUGCAACAGGGCAAGGUCUCGCAGGCACUCAAGUACUUCGAGCGGGCAGCGGAACUGGCCCGUACGGAAGCCGAAAUCGUCAACGCCAUCUCGUAUGCCGAGGCGACACGAACACAAUUGGAGGUGCAAGAGAAGUACCCCAAGCUGGCAGCACGACUGCAGACCAUGGGUGCCGGGCUUGGUGCCGGUCUGUAA
Messenger RNA from Aspergillus chevalieri, 1881 nucleotides. It is a transcript of the gene tom70, whose product is annotated as putative mitochondrial outer membrane translocase receptor (TOM70). Bases 1 to 1881 code for a protein of 626 amino acids. The record is from RefSeq and is a predicted model, not a curated record. Gene Ontology annotation, cellular component: mitochondrial outer membrane. Gene Ontology annotation, molecular function: protein-transporting ATPase activity; protein binding. Gene Ontology annotation, biological process: intracellular protein transport. NCBI's taxonomy places the organism in Eukaryota, Fungi, Ascomycota, Eurotiomycetes, Eurotiales, Aspergillaceae. The transcript is spliced from 5 exons.